This is a messenger RNA of Anopheles merus, 5894 nucleotides long. RefSeq names its product hamartin (gene Tsc1). The record is from RefSeq and is a predicted model, not a curated record. The transcript is spliced from 6 exons. Gene Ontology annotation, cellular component: TSC1-TSC2 complex. NCBI's taxonomy places the organism in Eukaryota, Metazoa, Arthropoda, Insecta, Diptera, Culicidae. Gene Ontology annotation, biological process: negative regulation of TOR signaling; negative regulation of cell population proliferation; regulation of cell cycle. The coding region runs from base 625 to 4671 and encodes 1348 amino acids.
AAGUUGAAUCGUGGUUUCGCUUCGACGCAGCAUUUAUUUACCACUGUCAAAAGAUUAGCUUCGUGUGGCCACGGCUUCAUGUGAAGAACAGAAGGUGGACCGCGAUAGUGUGUAGUCGGGGAACGUAAAAACAUUUGUGGCAUGGAAAAGUUGUAGAACGUUGCGAAUGUUGGAUGGUGUUGUUGUUUGAUUAGAAGAGGACUAGGCGGCCCGUGGCGGCACCAUUCGCCACUUGCUUCUUCCGGUCGGAUGUCGGAACUGGCGUACACCUUCGGAUGAUUAUUCGAUUGUUCGCCGUGUGUACGUCGAAGUGUCGUUUGAGCUGUGCGUAGACAGGUUAGCGUUCCCCCCCCUCCUCGACCCUAUCGUAGCGGUGACGUUGGCCGAACUGGGAUGUGAUAGCAGGGCAACGAUUGGCUCUUACUGCGCUGUAAACAUCGAAACAUACAUUUGUCGUCACGAUCAAACCGCGGACCGAGAGCUGCAGAGGAACGUUCUCCCUUUCCGGAAUCGAACCUUCUACCUGCUGGCCGUUCUUUGUUCUGCGCGGGUAAUCUGUUGGGGCUGUGAAAAAUAGUGAACCCGACUUAUUUUGACAGUGGCAUCGUAACGCAGCGAGCAGCGAUGGAUGUGGCCAAGCUGUUUGACGAUCUCGAGUCCAACAAUCUGGACCGUGUAGACGAAGUGAAGCGCAAGUUCCAGGAAAUAUUUUCAUCCACAAAAGAAUCCUGGCUUGCGUGCAACAUGAUGGAGUACUUCGCCCACACCUCCUCGAUAAGGAUCGUCGAAAUACUGGUCAAGGUACAACAGCCCCACGAUAAGCACAUAUUUGACCGACUGUCCGAGUGGAUCCGGAGCGGUACGUCGAAAACGCUAGCACUCACCCUGUUCGGGCAUAUCAUCCAGAAACGGCCACUCUGGCUGUAUAAGGUGGGCAACCACCAGCUGGUAAAGGAGGUGCUGAAGCUAUCCAAGGUGGAGAAAGACAUCACCUCGCUGAUCAAUGCGGUCCUGUGCAUCAUCGAUCUGCUGCCCGUGAUCCCGCUGGCGAUGGGGAGCUUUGUGCAGGAUCUGUUCGACGUAUUCAACUACCUUGCCACGUGGAACCAGAACGAGUCGCACCUGCCCGAGUACCAGCUGAUCCAUCUGCAGUUCGGGCUGUACGAGCUGUUCACCCGGCUGUACGGCAUGUAUCCGUGCAAUUUUGUGGCCUUCCUCAAGCAGGAGUACUCGUCGUCCGGGCGGCAGGCCGUGUUUCAGCACACGAUCAAACCGCUUCUGGACACGGUGAAAAUACACCCCCGGCUGGUGCUGUGCGACCGGGACAGCGAGACGAGCCAGCAGCGCUGGAAAAACAUGGAACCGCACGACGUGGUGAACGAGUGUGCCCGAAUGUCGCUCGAGUAUCCGGAGCCGCAGCCGCUGGAAAGCGCCCAGGCGCAGCUGCUGGCAGUGAACGGGCCCGGGGGCAACGAAUGUCCCUGCUACAUGACACCGAUAAAACCGUACGAAUACCCGGCCGGCGGUGGUACGGAUGCUUUCGAAUUCCCGUGGAAAGCCAACGUGAACUUUUUCAACACGCUCUCGCUCGACCAGCAGCUGUGCACGAUCGCGGCGCAGAACUCGAUCUGGUCGCCUAACAGCACGCUUAUGCAGCCAACGCCUCCGCCCACCACUGGCACCGUUCCGCAUACCCCGAUUCCUACGCCCAGCUAUACGAUCCCAACCGUGCCGGUUCCACAGCCACCGGCAGCGGAUGGAGCAUCGCCGCCGGAAGCAGCGGUCGAAGCAACGCCCGAGACAACACCGAUGAAGGAUACGAAACCGGCGGCCAGCAGUAGGCCCUACCCCACGUCCGUGAAACCCCAGACGGCCCGUGCCAUCUGGACGCCGUCGCAACCGGCAUCGCCGAUCAAGAAGGACGUGGGUCAGUCCCACUUCAACUAUGAGUAUCCGCUCGCGGUGGUCACCUCCAAGAAGCUGCUGCAGGUCGUGAGUGAUCGCAACCAGUCGCUGCUGCAUCUUUCCGACACGGGCACAACCACGACCACGACCACGAUGACAACGGUCGCUUCUGCCACGUCGACCACGAGCAACAGCGUGCCGUCCAGUCCACUGCCGAUCGAUCAGCAGACGAUGGUGGGUUCGGCCGCUCCCGGCACGCGCAACGAGUCGCCCAUGGUGCAGAUCCAGCCGGCCCAAUCACGCCCCGGCGAUUUGAGUCAAGAGGACCAGGAGGUGGAUGACAUCAACAGUCCCCAUAUGCACCAUUCGCAGUCACUGCCGGUCGGUACGGCCGUUCCGAUUCGUGAUCUGUGUGCGGACGAGGAUCAGGACCAGGGCGAGGGGUCGCCCUGUUCCGCCGGUGGGCUGCACUUUAAAAACUCACAGUCCGUCAUCAACUAUACGCGCCGACGGCUGCACAGCCACUGUUUGGUGGAUUCAUCUGAUCCGUACUACAGCACCGGCACGUCACCGGCGGACACGAGCGGGAACUACCUCCGCAAUGGGGCUACCAUGGCGACGCAGCUCGUCUCGCUUGGAGCGCGUGGUGGUGGUGGUGGUGGUGGCGGCGGUGUUAUCGGCCCUGGCCAGCAGCUGCAAAUCCCAGAACCGUUGGCCAUUUACAGCCGUCAACAGGUGGCCGAACAGGAGCAACACCACCACUACCACCAUCAGUGUCACCAUCACAUACAUCUGCACCAACAGCAUCAUCAACACAAUCAUCAUCAUCACGUUGUUGGGGGUGCGGGCGCGGGGUCGUUGUUUGCAGGGCACCAGCAGCAGCGCCGCCAUUCGUUGCCAGAUCUGAAACAUUUUGCGCUGAAGGUGAAUCCGAAGCUGCUGCUCGACUCGGUUUCGAUCGUCAAACAGCGCCAGCUGGGCCAGCAGCCGAAUCGGGCGGGUGAGACGGCCAACGGCGCAGGCAACAACAGUGCAUCGUCCUCGGAAGGUGUCGGCAGCAACGCAGACAGUAGCCCAUCGGAGGAGGAAGCCAUCUCGGCGGCGACGCACUUUCACAGCAAGCAGGAACAACGCUCCAGUGAGCAGCUCGCACGCAACCAGGAACUUUUCCGCCAGCUGCGCAACAAUCUGACGACCGUCGUCACUCCGAUCAGUCAUCUGCAGCACCACCGUGGACAUCACCACCCUCACCAACAGCAGCAGCAGCAGCUGCGGCUCCAGGGGGAAUCGUUCAGUGUUACCCGAUCGCGACUCGAUCACCAGCCCAGUAGUGCAGGAACGGCGAUCGUGCCGGUUCCGCCACAUGCGACCAUCUCGACCGCGACGCAAACAAUCAUUAGCUGGCCGCAGCCUUACGAGCAGAUAUUUUACGGCAUCCUGCAGGAAGAGCUGCGCUUCAAGAACAGCAUUUCCCAGAUGCAGCACGAACAGCAGGUGCAGAAAAGUGGCCGACUCGAUCCGUACGCGCUGCUCGACCAGUACAUAGAAACGUGUGCGAAAACGCGCGCUACGCAGACGGAGAAUGGCAACCGGGCGAACCUGCCCGAAUCGUACUAUCAGGACCACAUCCGGCUGUUGCAUCUGCAGCUGCAGUACGAACGCCAUCGGCGGGAGAUACACGCCGAGCGCAACCGGCGGCUGCUGGGCAAGAGCCGUAAAAUUCGCGCGCUGGAACAGAACAACGAAGCGCUGAAGGAUCAGGUGGCCCGGUUGACGCGGGAGAUUGCCUCCCUGAAUGCGGAGCUCAGUACGGUGCGCCGCAAAACGAACGCCGAGCUUACGGAAGUGUCGCGAGAGUGUGUACGCUGGAAGGAAACGCUCCACCAGGAGCAGGAACUCUGCAAAGAGCGGCAGCUGAAGAUUGAGGCGCUGCAGGUGGUGAUCAAGGACGAGACGGCCCAGCGCCGGGAGGUGAAUCUGCAGCUGGAGAACGCACAGGGCGAGCUGUUCGAUUUGCGGAACGAGCUGCGGAAAGCGGUCGGGAAGGCGGACUUGGGGCAGCAGUACCGCGAAGAGCUGACCCGUUUGCAGUCGGAGCUGCUGAUGAUGGGCGAGGUGCAGUUGCGCUUUAGGGAAAAGCUUACGGAGCUGGAGCGGUUGCGCGCGCGGGAAGCAGAAAUUGCACUCAUGAAAGCGAACUAUCACGAGGAAUGGAAAGAGCUUAAAUUUGCACUGCAGCAAAAAUCGGCCCAGCUCGAUACGGCCAAGGAACGGCAGGCCGAACUGGAACAGCAGCUGAUCAAACGGGAGGAAACUAUUACGCACCAGAAACGGACGCUGAAAACGGUUAAGGAAGAGUACCAGGAAAAAUUUAAGGCCCUGGAAAACAAAUACGAAGCACAAAAGGCAAUCAUAAUCCGCAUGGAGGACCAAAUCGAAGAGCUGCGCGUCCAGAGCUGCGUUGCGAAAUCUCCCGAUUCUGAUCGGACUGAUGCGGUCGGAUCGCUCGAUCACACAUCACCGCUGUCGAUCUCGCUGGCGUCCAGCGAGGGUAUUCCGGAAAUUCGCAACCUAUCCGCCCUUGUUGCACAGAAUUCGGCCGGUCUGGGAACACAGCUGGGCGGUGGUGGACACAGCAGUACGUUGCCCGGUAUGGGCAACAGCAGCACCAGCGGUACCAUCGAGCUCGAUUCCAAUCUUCCGACGCCGACCACUGCCGGUCUGUAUCAGCAGGGCCAAGGCGGUGGAACGUUGCCCGAUCCAUAACAGCAUUGCUGUGAGCAAUGGUCUAUCGUCACCACCGCGUUGACGGAUGGUGAAGGAUGUAUUUCGAUGCCGCUUAUGAGAGUCGAGCCUUUGGGUGUUUGCGUGUGUGUGCGUGUAUGUGUGUUAUGCUCGCCGCAUGUGCCCGCAGCAAUGUUAUCACUUGUUACUACUGUUGGCUUCCAGUUUGGUUUGUGUUUUGUUUGUUAUUGUUUCCCCCCGUCACAAAUCGAACUUUGCUAUUUUUCUGUUCGGCUUUUCGGUUGAAAUGUGAUUGCAGACGGUUAUUGCCCUUCCCCGACAAACCGUCGUAUACGGCCAUACGUCCUUUUUUUGCCUUUUUCCAAUUCUCCUUUUAGUAGUGUACCAAUGAUGCAAUUGGUGGUUUUAGUUGCAUGAUUGAAAAUGCGCAACAAAAAAACAUCCCUAUGAAAACACCACACAAUCUGGAUGGGAGCGUGCGUCGUGUGAAGUGUCUUGAGCAGUCGUUAGAUAGGAUAGGAAGAGAUAAAAACAUACACCCCACACCCAACUACUAUUAUUGUUUGCACACGAAACCACGGAAACUGCAGCUACUAAAACUGACGCCUCGUCGGAUAACCGCUCGGUACGUCGUAAUAAAUAUCUAUAUUUUCAUACGCCAAAGUAAAAUCGAACACGAAAACGUGUACAAAACAAAGAAGCGAUGGACGAAUGGGAGGAGAGGCGCUUCGAAGGCUCGGGGGCGGUUUGUGAGGACGGGAGUUUGAGUAAUCAUUGCGCUAGAUAUGUAUAUUAUGAAAUAAGCAAAAAUACACAGAACGACACCCAUUUAUGGCGACUGUAUGGCAUUUACGCAGCCAAUAAUCGGUGCGAUCCACACCGAUCCAGACACACACACACACACACACACACACUGAUGUGAGACAAUGCAGGGCUUUGCAUGAUGAGAGCCAGAAAGUGCCCUCCCCCGCCCAAUUGUGAGACUGGACUGUAAUUUGAAUUCUCGAACACCGAAAACACCGUUGUUAGAUACAUUAAAGGAGAAGAAAGCGAACCACGAAAUCGUUCUCAGCACACCAUCACCACCAAACACAUACAAAUGCUAAGGAUGUUGUACUGAAGCUGAUUAGCCCUUACUGUGUUGCGGUUAUGAGUAUAUAUAUGUGUGUGUGUGUGUGUAGAUGAGAUGCUCGAUAACGUGAAGAUAAUAAAGGAAACAAAUUACCUAAUUCUAGCAGGCCGUA